Messenger RNA from Esox lucius (northern pike), 3252 nucleotides. RefSeq names its product kelch-like protein 33. Gene Ontology annotation, molecular function: protein binding. The transcript has 4 exons. The record is from RefSeq and is a predicted model, not a curated record. Lineage: Eukaryota; Metazoa; Chordata; Actinopteri; Esociformes; Esocidae. The coding region runs from base 153 to 2144 and encodes 663 amino acids.
UGUUCCAAGCCCUGAGGCAGUUCAGGGACUCUUCUCUCCUUACUGACCUGACUCUGAUCACCGAGGAUGGGCAGUGUCUCCAGGCACACUCCCCUGUCCUGGCUGCUGUCAGCUCCCUGGUACACCAGAGACUGCUCACAUGGGACGAAGAGAUGGAGAGGAGAGAGAGGAGAGAUGUUGACGUGCACCCCGAGAUAUCCAUCAGUCUGGGUCCUGAGGUGGUGAGCGAGGGGCUGGCAGGGGUGCUGGAGUUUGCCUACACUGGGACCAUAGAAGCUCUGAACCGAGACACGUUGGCAAAGAUACAAGCAGCAGCUACAACACUAGGGGUCCCCAGAGUUUUAGAACUGUGCUGUGAAGAGGAGAAGAUAAAGACAGGAGAAGAGAAGGCAGAAAAUGAGGUUUCUGUUGAUGAUCAGAUGAAGCUCACUCUUCAGUCCAUCAGACAGCUGUGGAACGACAGAGUGGGCUGCGAUGUGGAACUUGAGAUUGGUGGGACAUUAUUUCAUGUCCACAGAGUACUCCUGGCCGCCAGUAGCGACUACUUCCGGGCAAUGUUUACCAGCGGUAUGAGGGAAUGCCAGCAGCUUUGUGUGGCACUUCCCUUCGUGGAGGCCGAUGAGCUGGAGGCCCUGAUUGAUUGCUCCUAUAGCGGGUCUCUCCUCCUCAACUGGGCGUGUGUUUUUGAAAUCACUGGCACUGCCCUUCAGCUGCAGUUUCAGUGUGCCCUUUCAAUGUGCUUCAGAUUUCUGAAAGAGGAAAUGGAUGCCCGCUCUUGUCUGGACGUGGUCUCCUUCGCUGAGGCUUAUGGGAUUGUUGAACUAACUGAAAUAGCAAAUGACUUUGUCUUGAGACACUUCCAAAAUGUGGCAUCUACCCCAAAAUUCCAAGACAUGCCAGCCGAGAAGCUUAGAAAAUACCUGAAAAGCAAUGCACUUUGUGUUCCCUCUGAGCUGGUGGUUUUUAAGGCCGUCUUGGACUGGAUCCAAGCCUGUCCCAGCCAAAGGAUUGGACUUACUAAAGAACUGCUGAAUAAUGUAUACUUUCCUCUUAUGACCUUCACAGAGUUCAAGGAAGUUAAAAAAGCUAAACUGUGGACAGAACACAACAUGGAAACUCUCUACCUUACUAUACUGGAUAACUUUUGCUCCUACAAUGAUGCACCUGGGACUCUGUGCAGGGUCUACCACCCCAAGGACAUACUAGUCUUGGUAGGUGGAGAUCAGAUCUCAGUUGACUUAAGCCGGCGAAUCCCCAGCCUAGAAAUGUGGAUGGUGAAUUCUCUGAGGAACUAUACGGGCAUUGUGAAAAAUUUAAAGUGGAAGUUGCUUGGAGAGAUGCCAACGAUACCAAGAUUAAGCCACGAGGUGGCAGUCCUUGCAGGGAAGUUGUACGUGGUUGGGGGACAGUAUUAUCCCGGCAGAGUUUUUGUUUUAAACUUGGUCUCCAGAUAUGAUCCACAUCAGAACAGCUGGGAGCGACUGGCAGACUUGCAAGAGAAAAGGUGUAACUUUUCCAUGGUUGUGCUGGAGGGGAUGUUGUAUGUCAUUGGAGGGGAUACUGAUCCAGAAAUUAACCUUGACAGCGUGGAGCGUUACUGUCCAAACACAGAUUCCUGGAGCUUUGCCCGACCCUUGGAUAUGACCUUGAGUUGCCAUGCUGCCACAAUGCUGGACGGAAAAAUCUUCAUCUCAGGGGGAUAUCAAUGCAGGUACCAGUGUCUCUCGACAAUGUUCACCUACGACCCUGACAGAGGAACUACCUUCCUGGCAGAGAUGAGCCAACCUCGAGCCUAUCACUGCAUGGAGACUUUAAAUGGCCAUAUGUACGUGGCAGGAGGACUCACUCUAGAUGAAAACAUGACAUCUAUCAACCAGUUGACCUGCGAGGUCUAUGACCCCGUUACUGACACCUGGAGCGCCUUCCCGAACCUGCCCAUCCCCCAUGUUGGGGCUGCCUCUGUGGUUCUGGAGGGGAUGUUGUAUGUGCUGGGAGGAUACUGUGAAGAGAACUUCAGGGAGAUCAGUCUGGUGCAUCGUUAUGAACCAACUUCACAUAACUGGCAGAACAUGGGCAAGAUGCCCGGACCCAACAAUGAAACACGAGCCUGUCUGCUCCACCUGCCUGACCAUUUAAGACACUAAAAUAAUGCUGAGAUAUAGAGUGGCACAGUUAUAAAAAGUGGCCUAAGCCCCGAAUAUUUUGUGAUCCUAGCAACACCUCUGCGAUUAGGGUUUGGGGUUGGCACAAGCGGUGGUCAAAUGUUCCUGGAGAGCAGCCAAACUUGUGUGUUUUUAUUCCAACCCUAAUGUUAAAACGCAAUACUAAUAAUUAGCUUAUUAUAACGAAAUACAUGUAAAUCUGAACAAGGCUUUACUCUUUCAUGACCAAAAAUGCAAACAUGAUAACCGUCAGCACUGUAAAUAGGGCUUGUUAUUCUUGUUUUGAUAGAUGGAUAAAUGGUUUUUACAAUAUUCAUACCACAAAAUUAAUCUUUUUACUUGCAGUAUUUUAGGUUUUGGAAUGUCUUUAGCUCUCAAUUUUUAUUGUGAAGCUAGUGUAUAUAAUUUAUGUAUUUAGAACCGUGUACUAGACACAGAUCCAAAAAGCAAGGUGUCUUCUGUUAAUGACUGCUCACCAUCUUGUAGAUGCUAUUCUGAGAUCAUGAAACAAUAAUAGUAAAGCUAGUGGAUUUGAAUCCAUUCAUUAUAAAGAGCGAGAAACAGUCAAUCACAAAGAAAAUCUAAAAAACUAUACAUUACGUUGUGCUUUUUUCUGUUUUGGGUUCUAUACUACAAGUUUAGAUUUUGAAGUAUAUACUCUCAGCUGUUAUUUGAAGAUACUGAUGUAUGUAUACAGAAAUGACAAUACUGUAUAUUUUUACAUUUGAGUCAUUUAGCAGAUGCGCUUAAAUCAGAUCCAAAGCGACUUGCAGUUAGUUAGGGUUGUUGUUGUUUGAACUGGCCUUUUCUUAUUGGUUUUCUUUUAAAUUGUAAGAAAAAAAAAACUGGUGAAUUGGCUUGUAGUUUGUUUGCAUUGAAUCAUAAACUCAAACCAUCAUAAAAUUGUAAUCUUUUCUCAGUUUCAAUGGGUCAUCAGAAGAGAUGAUAUUUAACAAGUAAUAUGUUAGUCAUUUGGAAAACUUAGUUGCUGUCACUCUCCUCUCCUAAACCCACACCUCCCUCGCUGCUAUAUAUUUCAGUAGAAUUGUUAAAACAUUGUUCAUUUCUGUCCUUCUAAUACAGCAUUGUC